CAAGGCCUCAUCAACCCAACCGCCUCACCACCACAAAACAAACCCAACAACCUCCCCAAUGAACCCACAAUGACAGCGCCAGACAGCGAGAACUACCAGAUAUUCCGCGACUGCGUAUCGAGCGCAAUCGUCGCGAAAUUCUCUCCCACGCCUCGAACCAAGAAAGCGCGACGUCCGCGCACCACUCCGCGCCAGAAGUCCAGCAGUCGAGCAGAACCAAAACCAGAACCAGAACAACCGCAACAAAAUGAAUUCACCAAAACAGAUCCAGAAGACCUCGCUGACUUUAUCGACUUCAUAGCAACAGAAACCUUCCCCUCCCUCCAACCACCGACUCUCCAAACCCUCAGCUACGACCCCAACACCGACUUCACAAGCAGCAAAGAAUACAGCCCACAACACCUCGCCGAAAAAACCUCGCACACCCUACCCGCCUCCAUCACAGAUACGCUAACGGCAUACGCGCUCAUCGAAUCAGCCUCCGACAUUCCCUAUUUCCUCGCGCCGAUACUAGGCGAGUACGUUGCGUCCGUGACGAAGCCACCGCCCGUGUGGGCGACUACGCGCACGGAUGCGUGCGAGAUCUGCGAGCGGGAUUGGAUUCCGCUAUCGUAUCAUCAUUUGAUUCCGAGGAGUGUGCAUGCCAAGGUGGUGAAGAAGGGGUGGCAUGAGGAGUGGAGGUUGAAUAGUGUAGCGUGGUUGUGUCGCGCGUGUCAUAGUUUUGUGCACCGCAUGGCGAGUAAUGAGGAGUUGGCGAGGGAGUGGUUUACUGUUGAGAGGAUUUGCGAGAGGGAGGAUGUGAGGGAUUGGGCGAAGUGGGUGGGGAGGGUGAGGUGGAAGGCUAGGUAGAUAGAUGUAUUACAUGUAGUUUUGGUUAUGAGUAGGGUGAAAAAGGCAUAGUUGUAGAUGGGUAUAGAAUUUUGAUUUGUAGACUCCUUUCUAUUCGGGUGGUCAUCCCGGAAAUUCAUAUCGUACAAAAUGAUUGCUCCGCCACACGCUUUUGGGACAUGCAGAUGCGAAACAUGGUAACAGCCAGAAGGGGUAUGUAUGUAGAGGUGGACAACAAUUGUCCGCUAAAAAUACAGAUGCCAAAAGUUAUGAGUGGAAA
Aspergillus welwitschiae is the source of this 1108-nucleotide messenger RNA. RefSeq names its product HNH endonuclease. The coding region runs from base 70 to 849 and encodes 259 amino acids. The transcript has 2 exons. The record is from RefSeq and is a predicted model, not a curated record. Lineage: Eukaryota; Fungi; Ascomycota; Eurotiomycetes; Eurotiales; Aspergillaceae.